CAACAACAACAAAAACAAACUGGCACUUGCUGGUGAAGAUCAGUGACGUUUGGCUUCUUCUCUUGUUCUAUCCACCCUUCCAUCGCAGAUGGUUUCUCUUACCAACUUUAUAAGAAGGAAGAUGUUGGAGAGCUAGCGGUGUAAGCCUGUGUGUGAAGGGAGACUACUCUGCUAACAGCACCAGGUGACCACAUGAGCGAGCCUAUGGUGUUCAGCGCUCAGAGAGAGGUACAACUACGCUUUCUCUGUCCGGAAGAUAUCGGUGAUGUGAAGAAGCUGUGUGCAGAGUGGUUUCCUAUUGACUAUCCAGACACCUGGUAUGAGGAUAUCACAUCUAACCCCAAGUUUUACUCUCUGGCAGCCACGUACCAUUCCAAGAUUAUUGGUAUAAUAGUGACUGAGGUGAAAGCCAAGCCAAAGAUUAACAAAGAGGAUGCAGACAUAUUGCCCAGCCAGUACCCAGCUACGGUGGAGGUGGCCUAUAUCCUCAGCCUCGGUGUGGUCAAUGAUUUCCGGAGACAUGGCAUUGCCUCUCUACUGCUGGACAGCCUACUGUCCUACCUAACCACCUCUGAGAGACACCACUGCAAAGCUGUGUACCUGCACGUCCUGUCAACCAACAACAUCGCCAUCAGGUUUUACGAGCGCCGUAACUUUCGACCUCACAGUUUCCUCCCAUAUUACUACUCUAUUGGUGGUAAACCUAAGGAUGGCUAUUCCUAUGUGCUGUACCUGAACGGAGGACAACCUCCAUGGUCUUUGCUUGAUUACAUCAGUCACUGUGGAUCUGUCCUGGCCAAGCUGCACCCAUGUGCUCUCCCUGUUCAUAUCAUGAGGACCAUCCAGGGUUGGCUGGGCCGCAUGCUCAUCAGCUCAGGGCCCACCUGUCACAAAUCCCAGUCAUGACAGUUUGUCAGUUAACUACCCAGGGGACAGACUUUGUCAUGUGCAGGUCUGUCGAGAAGACAGAAGACAGUGUCUUAUUUAUUACUAAUGGCAGUGUUGCCUGAACAAUGUGUCAAAUAGAGUGUAUGUAAAUUAAAUGUGAGUUGUAAUAUGUGUGUGUAUAAUGCUGGUACGGGUGUGUGUAUAAUGCUGGUAAGGAUGUGUGUAUAAUGCUGGUACGGGUGUGUGUAUAAUGCUGGUAAGGAUGUGUGUAAUGCAGGUAAGGGUGUGUGUAAUGCUGUUAAGGGGGUGUGGUAGUUGUGUCAGAUUCCAUGUCCAUGUAUCAUGACCACAGAAUCUGCAUUUACUUGUACAUGUAGCGUGACCCUACUUUAGACCACCUAGAAAACAGCAUAACAAACUUUGGCACUUGCUGUAGAACAGCUGUGGUUUACAGUAAAGCUACAGUGGUUUACUGUAGGAUUUCUGUGGUUUGCUGUAGGACUACAUGGAAUUACAGUAGGGUUACUGUAAUUUACUGUGGGACUACAGUAGGAUUUUGUGAAUACAGAUAUUGAGGAUUACUGCAGGAUACAUAUAUUGUUUUUUUAGUAGUGGAACAAAUACGGUUUACUGUAAAAGAUCUGUGUUUACAGGUAGGAUACAGCAGGGUUUCUAUAGAAGAAAGAGUGUUUACUGUAGGAUUACAUUGGUUACUGUAGGAUUACAGUGGGACUACAGUAGUUUACAGUAGGGCUAUGAUUGUCAUAUCGUAGGGAACCGAGGACUGUGGAGGGUAAUGUCGUUAUGGCUGUCAUGUCAUAGGGAACCGAGGACUGUGAAGGGGUAAUGUCGUUAUGGCUGUCAUAUCGUAGGGAACCGAGGACUGUGAAGGGGUAAUGUCGUUAUGGCUGUCAUAUCGUAGGGAACCGAGGACUGUGAAGGGGUAAUGUCGUUAUGGCUGUCAUAUCGUAGGGAACGAGGCCCAUGCUUCAAGGGCCACACAGAAUGGGUUGUCUGUGAACAGACUGUUAAAGUCAAACAAAUGGUCUGGUAUACAGUUAGUUCACAGGUUGAGUAUGCAUCAAUCCUCUGUUCACUGGAAAUUGGAUAAAUUACCACCUGAUGAAUUUAUUUACUUGUUUGUCAAUAGGCAUGUUACAGCCUCUUAUCAAAGAGUGUUUUGUGGUCUCAAAUCAUACAGAUCUUCUUUUGAUUUGAUAAUCUUGGGUUGAAAUUUGCUAUGUGGAUGCGAUAACAUUUGCUCUGUUUGGGAUGGCAGCUCUGUGUGUGUGGCAUGACAGCUAUGUCUGUGUGGGACGAUGGCACUGCAGUUUGCAUGGCACUAUUCUGUCAGAUGACAGCACAGUGUGUGUUUGGGAUCCCUAACCCUAAUAGUUUGUACUCAGGGAGGUAUACUUGAGGUACUGUACAUCUGAGGUGUAGCAUAUCUGAUCUUAAGUAUACUUGAGGUGUAUGUGAGAUGCACUGGAGGUGUAUCUGAGGAACUGCUAAUUAUACCACAUAAUACCUCAAGUACACCUAAAGUACACUUCAGUGAAGGUGUACCCUCGACAGACUUGGUAAAAAAUAUGAUGCCUAAGGUUUACCUGAGGUAUAGGCAAAGGUAUACCUGUACAUAGUAUUGGUAUAUGCUUAUAGACAAGGUGUAAUUCACUUUUAUUUUGAUAGAAAGCAAGCUCAAAACUUGUACAUAUUACAAUUGGCUGUAUAAAUUAUAGUCCAAGUUUUAAGUUUGUGAGUGCUUUGUAAGUAAAUCUCACCUGGUUUAGAACAACAGCACUGAUAUACAUUUUCAUGAGGCUUUCUAGCUCCUUGAUCAAAAUUUAGUGGCACUGUUUUUCUGUGCCAUUGAGAACUUUUCAAGUGCCCACAGAUGUGAUAAAUUCAGCACCUGAAGGCAUUAUCAGGGGGAAAUACAUUAAUGGUACACUUAUCUCAUAUGCCAAAACUGUUCAAACUUCCUGAGGUACAUGUGAUACCUCAUACCUGUAAAGGAUGAGUACUGUGUGCACAGUGCACCUGAGAUAAUAUAGAUGAGGUUGAUGCCUCAUAUACGCCUCAGCUACAUGUACAUGCGGUACUCAUCCUUUACAAAUAUGAGGUGUACACCUCAGUGUGAGAUAAUAGAACUGUGUGUUAGAGGUACUGCGUGGGGGAUGACAGUGCUGUGCGUGU
This is a messenger RNA of Liolophura sinensis, 3084 nucleotides long. RefSeq names its product N-alpha-acetyltransferase 60-like. The record is from RefSeq and is a predicted model, not a curated record. NCBI's taxonomy places the organism in Eukaryota, Metazoa, Mollusca, Polyplacophora, Chitonida, Chitonidae. The transcript is spliced from 6 exons. Gene Ontology annotation, molecular function: histone acetyltransferase activity; protein-N-terminal amino-acid acetyltransferase activity. Bases 193 to 906 code for a protein of 237 amino acids. Gene Ontology annotation, biological process: N-terminal peptidyl-methionine acetylation. Gene Ontology annotation, cellular component: Golgi membrane.